CAGUACUUUAGUUUUACACCGCGACUCAGAAAGUCUUAGUCUCAGUACUUUCUUACAUACCCGCUUCUCCUCCAAGCCAUUCAAAGGCACCCAGUACGACAACGCUAAGAUGUCCCUCCUAGAACGCCUAAAUGUCCCAAUAGACAACGGAGCCGGAGCACCUUCCAUAGGCCCUGUCCGUACAAAAUCAGGCAGUCGCUCAUCCCCAUACACCCGCCCAAACCGCACCCCCAAAGGUGACCCAGACGCUCAAUGGAGCCACGACCUCUACGAAGACCCAGAAAAACCAAGCCUAUCAUCAAGACUCACCCUAAGCGCCGCCCAACCUCGCAAACCCGAUUCACGCCUCGCACAGCGCGCGCUUAGGGACGCAGCAGGGGACAGCAAACUAGGACAGGGCUUGAGCAUCAAAGGCGCGAGUGCGGUGCCGUUGGGGAAUGUGGUGGAGAUUAGGGGACUUGUGAGGGGUACGACUGCUGCUGAUGUUGAGGCUAUUUUCAAACGAUGCGGGACGAUAGUUUCGUCUGAAACAGCAUCUCCUAAAGCUUCGGAGAACGUCAUUGUCCGCAUCACGUUCAAACUACCCGCGCAUGCAGACGCAGCUGUGAAUAAGUUCAACGGGCAGCCUGCAGAUGGCAAAAUCUUGCAAGUGAGCAUUGUGGGGACGAAAGCGGUGGGGUUGACGGGGAGACUUGCGGGUGUGGAUGUUGUGGAUGAUAGUGUGGAUGUGCUUAUGGAGGGUGGGGAUGAGGGCAAUUCAUCAAAAAUGCGGUCGGAUUCGAUUAUUGCUUCGGAUCCGAGAGCAAGUGUGUUGGUUGCGCCACCGGGUGCGGACCCGAAGCAGUAUACCCAGCACUCGCACUCGAAUCCUCGUCCGGAUGGGCAGAAGUGGUAUCGUGGGGGUAGGGGUCGUGGACGGGGUCGUGGAAGGAGAGGUGGUGGUGGGGAACGAGCAGGCAUGGAUAUUGACGAUUGAAGCCCAAGUUAUGGGACGGGUUUUCUUGGUUACGGGUAUAUUAAUAUGGAUGAAAUAGUCUGUGGCCCAGCCCGACUUGACAUGCAUUAGCUUCACCUUGGGUUGCGAAUUAUCUUAGCAUAUGUAUUUUCCCCUGUGCUGAUUACACAUCUCAUCUCAUCUCAACCAGUAUUUCACGCAACGAG
This is a messenger RNA of Suillus subaureus, 1161 nucleotides long. RefSeq lists its product as uncharacterized. Gene Ontology annotation, biological process: mRNA export from nucleus. NCBI's taxonomy places the organism in Eukaryota, Fungi, Basidiomycota, Agaricomycetes, Boletales, Suillaceae. The coding region runs from base 110 to 976 and encodes 288 amino acids. The record is from RefSeq and is a predicted model, not a curated record. Gene Ontology annotation, molecular function: mRNA binding. Gene Ontology annotation, cellular component: nucleus. The transcript has 4 exons.